Messenger RNA from Ceratitis capitata (Mediterranean fruit fly), 3458 nucleotides. RefSeq names its product peroxidase (gene cysu). Gene Ontology annotation, molecular function: heme binding; peroxidase activity. The record is from RefSeq and is a predicted model, not a curated record. The coding region runs from base 804 to 3086 and encodes 760 amino acids. Gene Ontology annotation, biological process: response to oxidative stress. Lineage: Eukaryota; Metazoa; Arthropoda; Insecta; Diptera; Tephritidae. The transcript has 10 exons.
UUGGCCAAACCGUUCAGUUGUUCGUUGGACAUAUGCCAAAGCGGUGGCGUUCGCGGUUAACACCACCAAAGGUACUUUGCGAAGAGGAAAAGUGAAGCUGUUAAAGAUAAAAAGAAAAUUAUUUUGAGAAAUUCUGCCAAACAGAAAUUCUGUGUGUGUGUUUAAUAUUAGCGUACAACGUGCAAAUGUGAAAAAGAAAUUUGUUAUUUUUUAAAACGAAUGUUUUUUUUUGACGAAAAAUAGUACAAUUAAAAUUCGAAGAAACGGAAAAUUAGAAACCGCAAAACUCGGCGUGUGGAAAGGUGCGAAACCUUAGUGAGCGCGGGGAAAUUAUACCUUUAAGUAUAAAUAAACAUAAACAAGAAUUUUACAGUGGCUAUAUUUGUGCAAUCAUUACAACACAAUACCUUGACGAUUUUUAUUGGGAAAGUCAUCAAUUUGGACUAAUUGGCUGAACACGUAAAAGAACCACGGCAAUUAAUGGUUAAACUUGACAAAUUGAUCGUAUUACUCAAAAGAACUUCAUUAGCUGUUGUUCAGUUGUUGUGAUACAAAUUGCUUUUGCAACUAUUGAGUGCUUAACAAAAGAUUUAAGCGACGAACUUGCCUGCAGUGAAGCCUUCCGUACAAUUAUUAAUUUUGUUGUGUUUUUCUUUUUUUGAACAUAAAGUAGCUGUUACUGGUGUAUUUAUUAAUUAAUACUACACUGUUUUCGUUGCUGGCACUUAUUUUAUAAUAUUGGAAAUAUCAAGAUAGCGUUGUUUCUUGCUAAUAUUGAAGCUGUCACAUUGAGGGUUAAUAAAAUGAUAUUAAGACUAUUUCUUUUCACUGCGGCCAUAUUAGCGCCAUAUUUUACCACAAAUGCACAAUUUCAUCAUUUCGGUGAACACAUCAACACACAUUUGGGCAGCGAAUGCGCUUUAGUGCUCUCUGGCCCUGGACGCUCUUCUGUCUACGACUAUAAUGUGAAUCUGUUUCGUGGCACAAUAAAUCCCUACACAUCAGACAGUACAUGCAUUACUUAUGAUGCAGUGAAUGCCGCCUAUUUGGAUGCGAGGAAGCGAAUACAUGUGGCGCAGCCGAAAGGAGAAUGGAAAACGGAGGAAUUGGCGACUGUGGGUGAACUGCUGCUGGAUAUUUCGAUACAGCUGGCGAGAACCUACGGCCUCGCAUACGAAGAGAUCGAAAAGGGUCUGCCCACAAUUGACACAUCGAAAACUCUGAUACGAGAGGUGUGUCCGCCAUUCUUUGCGGGUGUUGAGUGCCGCCCUGGCAAGUAUCGACGCUUCGAUGGCCUUUGCAACAACAUCGAUCAUCCCACAUGGGGUGCCACAAUGUCGCCAUUCCAACGUCUUAUUGGCCCACUCUAUGCGGAUGGCAUCAAUGCGCCACGCAUCUCGGUCACCGGUCAUGACUUGCCCAUUUCCCGUAUUGUCUCACGUACCAUGCAUCCGGAUGAUGGUUAUCACGAUCAUGCUGGCACGGUCAUGGUCAUUGCUUGGGGUCAAUUUAUGGAUCAUGAUUUUACACUAACGGGCACGCCAUUGGAUCCCGUCAACCGUAAUGAUCCCGAAGAAUGCUGCAAGCGCCCUUUGCAUCUGAAGCAUCCGUAUUGUAAUGAAAUUCGUGUUCCUGACGAUGAUUACUUCUAUCGGCUCUUCAAUGUCAAGUGUAUCGAUUUCGUGCGUGCUUUCCCUUCGCCACGACCUGGGUGUAGAUUGGGCUCUCGUCAGCAAUUCAACACUUUGACCGGAGUCAUCGAUGCGAACACCGUUUAUGGAGUAACUGAGAAAUUCGCGAGAAAACUUCGCACUGGCUAUGGAGGUUUGAUGCGUAUGAACCCCGUCUUUCAAGAGUAUGGCCUAAAAGACCUACUACCCCUCAAAUUGGACAUCCCUGACGAAGGUUGCACGCGUCCGAAUAAGAGCAUGUUCUGCUUUGAAGGCGGCGAGAUACGUGUGAAUGAACAGCUGGUGUUGACUUGCAUGCAUACGCUCAUGGCGCGCGAACACAAUCGUAUAGCCACCGCGCUGGGACAAAUCAACAAACAUUGGGAUGAUGAAACGAUAUUCCAAGAGGCGCGACGUAUCAAUAUCGCCAUUGUGCAACACAUCACCUACAAUGAGUUCUUGCCGAUAUUGUUGGGUAAAGAGGUGAUGGAGAAAUUCGGUUUGGUGCUACAGAAGGACGGUUACUGGGAUGGCUAUGAUCCCAAGGUGAAUCCUGGCAUAAUAGAUGCUUUCGCUGGUGCCGCUUUCCGUUUCGGGCACUCACUGUUACCCACAGCUGUGGAACGUUGGUCGAAGGCGCACAAAUUUAUAGCGUCCAAACGUCUGUCGGAUUUAAUUCGUCGGCCGUACGAUUUGUAUCGCGCUGGUGUGCUGGAUGAAUACUUUAUGGGUUUGAUGAAUCAGGUGGCGCAAGCUAUGGAUGACUCCAUCACACAGGAGGUGACAAAUCAUUUGUUUAAGAAGGAAGGCCAACGUUUCGGCUUGGAUUUGGUAGCAUUCAAUAUGCAGCGUGGACGUGAGUUCGGUCUGCCGGGUUAUAUGGAGUUCAGAAAGUUCUGUGGGCUGCCAACGUCAUCGGCAUGGGAAGAAAUGUUCGGCUCUAUGCCAAAUGAUACGAUUGUGCGUUACGAGAGCAUAUUUGAACAUCCUGCCGAUAUUGAUUUGUGGUCAGGUGGUGUUUCCGAAAAACCCUUGCCCGGCUCCAUGCUGGGUCCGACCUUCGCUUGUGUUAUUGCCACUCAAAUGAGUUACACACGCCGCGGUGAUCGCUUCUGGUAUGAACUAUCCAAUCAGCCGUCCUCCUUCACACCCGAACAGUUGCAAGAGCUGCGUAAGGCGAAACUGUCACGUCUGAUCUGUGACAACACUGAUCUUAUCGAUACUGUACAAAUUUACCCAAUGGUCUUGCCAGAUCAUGAAAUUAAUCCACGUGUGCCAUGCAAGAGCGGUAUUAUUCCAUCAAUAGACUUGACGAAGUGGGCGGAUUACUCCAGUCCCGAAGUGGGACAUCAUCAGCCAGUUUACAACUUCAUCAACGAAAUUCCUGAUACAUUGCUGAACUUUAAAAAGAAAUAGACAAUAAAUACCGAACAGUACGCAGGUGAUUGGCUGUAAGAUGGAGUACGGGGACGAGCAAACUUUCCUCUUAUUUGUUUUUAAUUUUUCAUUCUAGAAAUGUAAUAAUAAGUAUUAAAAAAAAUUAUUGUGCAUUAUGCCAUUCAUAAAAAAGAUAUUCUCAAACAAACAUUUUUUCUUAGCGAAUUCGCAAUACCAUUUUCGACAAAAUAAUUACUCACUAUUACUUACAUAUACGUUUUUACAUUUGUAUUUCAUCUUUCUAAGUCACUUUAUUGUCUUCCGUUAGUAAGUAAGUGUCCUUUGUUGCUCUUCCUUUGGUUGCAUUAUUUUAUUUGAACCAUAUAAAGAUUUUUUUUAAUCUUUUUUUAU